Messenger RNA from Colletotrichum lupini, 552 nucleotides. RefSeq lists its product as uncharacterized. The coding region runs from base 1 to 552 and encodes 183 amino acids. The transcript is spliced from 6 exons. NCBI's taxonomy places the organism in Eukaryota, Fungi, Ascomycota, Sordariomycetes, Glomerellales, Glomerellaceae. The record is from RefSeq and is a predicted model, not a curated record.
AUGGACAACGGAGAAGGCAGACCCAAUCAAGGCUGCAGUUGUCGUCAAAUGUCAACAGCACCCGCACCGGCCGUCAUCCACUCAGCGUUCCCAGUGGUUGGCGGUUUCGGGACGGAGGACGGGCCACGGCGGCCGCGGCCGGGCUGGGAAAGAAGGGAUGACGAUGUCACGAUCGAUUGUGCACUCAUAUUGCGCAACCCAGCAUUUUUCCUCAGAUCACUUACCAGAAACGCAGAUGAAGAGACGAUCAAUGGCAACUCACGGCCGAAUCUAAUCAUCUACACCUUCAUUGAGGUGCAUGCAUGCUCUUACUACAAAAACGCGAAAACCACACGUCCGUCACGACACUCGGACGUAUCGAGAUUCGAAAACGGCCCAUCACUACCUAAACCUGGGAAAAGCCAGUGCAAGUGCCAGUGCUGCAGUCUUUCUCACAGUUCAAUUACCCAUUCUCGGCACGUGCGCCCGGCCUACGCACCCCCAGGAAACUUGAUACUUCCGGCCUUUGCAGGAACGGACGCUAAGGGGGCAAAGGGGGGGAAGGAUUGCUGA